CACCAUUUUUAUUUCUUUAAUAAUUUCUUGUUAGUUUGCCGCUAUAUUAUACAUUAUUGAGCUUGUGUAGAUCCUUUAGCGUAUAUUCAUAUGUGAAACAAGAAUUUUCAAAUCAUUAUAUGCAGUUAAUUGCCUUAAUACUAAAAUACUUGUUAAGAAUUAUAAAGCUAGAUCGUAAAAUGGCGAAGUCGGCGCCUGUGAACGAUGUUCUUUGUAGCGCCGUGGAAUAUUUAGUGAAGCUUGGUACUAAUCUACGAAGACGUUCUGAGACUCUAAAAGAUAAACGGAUAAAAAAAGAUAAACUAAGAAAUACGCUUGCCGUGCAAAAGGCUGCUAAUAAGGUUUUGCUUUUAUGCGAAUUGUCGAAGAAAUCGAUUGUCACUGUUGAAUCCAGUGUCAACACUAUUUUGUCACAAAUCAAAAUUCUUCAAGGCAGUGCAUAUAGAUAUAGCGGGAACAGUUAUAGUUCAGAUAAUAACUCCAAUUACGAAUAUUUUGAAUAUAACUCUAGGCGGCUAAAAAUUCGACAAAAGUUUAAUUUAAAGCACUAUACUUCUGCCAAAGUAGUAGCAACUACAAUGCCAACUUCUCUAGCUAGCAAAUAUCCAGUGUUUUAUGAUUGUAAAUUAUUAAGAUUGCGAAAGAGAGCUGAAAGAAAUGAAGAAAAUUCUAAAUCCACAAAUUCUGAAACAUUUAAAUCUGUUAAAGUUGUGUGUGAUAGCGUUGUUGUAUGUGGAGAAAAUGAAAAAAGUAAGAUCGCAUAUAGUUAUAGUGAUGAACUAAGUCAAAAUCCUGUAGCUGAUAGGGGAAAAAAAAAACCAACUAAGAGAAACCUAAGUUCAUCUGAAGAUGACUCAGAGAACUGUACAAAAUCAAUUAAUGAAAAUAAUAGAAAAAAGGGUGAAUUGGAAAGAGAGAUUUGUAAAAUUGGUAAGCCAUAUUCUAAUAUAGAAAAUUCUCUCCAGAAUAAACAGGAUUUUUUACAAAAUAAUAGUGGAAAAAACUCUACUGUAAAUGAAAUAAAAAAAAAUAAUGGUACUGACAAUUCUAUCCAGACAUCUAUUAGUGUUGAUGUAAAAGAGUCUUUAAUAAAUAAGACAAAUCGGGAAGAAGAAGAAAAUGAUGACAUUAAGUCUAACGAAGUGCACUUGAAUGAUGAAAGAGAGGAAGACAAUUUUGAAUCUCAGUCAGAAAAUAUUGCAAUUACAAAUAAUUAUGAAAGCGACAGAAGUGAAGACUCAAAUUCUUCUAAAAAAACUUACAUAAAAUGUGUUAACAUUAAUAGGCUGCUAAGACCUGACAAAAUACCAAAAUAUCUGCCACCAGUGGUAAUAGAAAGUGACAGUGAUGACAAUCUUAACAAAUACCCUAAGUCAAAAAGGAAAUCAAAGCAAAAAAAUAUGAAUUCAAGGUGCAAUUUAACAACCUAUACUCAAUUCCAGAAAAAAGAUAUGCAGAAUUUCAAACCAUGCAAAUUUAGUAUACAUAUUAUCAGAUUGCCUAAAUUGACACCUCAGUAUUUAGUAUCCCAAAAUUUAAAAAAAAUUAUCCAAAAUGAAAAAGUUUUAUGUGAAAUAUCCCCAACACUUGUAACAGAUAUAAUAAGUGACCAUAGCCAAAAGUCAAAUGAUGGCAAAGACAAAUUAAAGCCAAAUGAAGACAUCAUAUCAACUAAAACUUCUUUACUCCUUCACUCAGAUUCAGAACUAUCUGAUGAUGACACCAGAAAUGUUAAUGAAACAGUAAAAAAGCAACUUCUUUGUGACUCUGACUCUGAUAAAGAAAACCCAAAAGAAGCUAUACCUAUAAAUGAAACAAUUGGACAAAAUGUAGAUAAGGAUGAGUGUAAUGAAGGCAGAGUUAUAAAAAAGUCAAAAAGCAUAGAUACUGAAAGUAAUAAUAUAGUCCAACAAAAAGAAAGAAAACUCGAUCCACAUAGAAUUUUAUUAACACCAGACAUAACCAAUGAAGAUUGUGAUUUAUUGAAUAAGUUAAAGAAUUCUGUGGACAACAGAGAUAACAAUGAAUGUAUUGUUGAGUCACCAGAGUCAAAACAAAUAAGAAUCCUGGAUAGUAUAACAAAAAAAAAGUUACUAUCUUCUUCAUCAAGUUCAGACACAGAAGAUGAACAGGUUAAAAAAACAUAUGAUAGGAUAAGAGAAGAUUUACUUAAAGACAGUCCAGAAAAAGAAUCGAUAAAUCAUUCAGGAUCAGAAUUAUCAUCCAAAUCAAAUACAAGUGGGAAUAGUGACACCAAAUCAAAGAAACGCAAGUUAACUAAAAUAAGAACAUAUGAAAAUAGAAAUAGCAAGGUUAGGAUUACAUAAACUUACAUUAACUUUUAUACUACACCUGGUCAGAAAAUAUAUCAUAGCUUUUUUCAUCAAAUGGUAGUAGUAGUAAUGUAUAACACGAGCAGGAAAAUGAUAUGUAAAGUCAUUGUUAACAUGGUCUUCUCUUUUUACCUUUGAAUAAGAAAGGAAUGAAUGAGAUUUUGUUUUUAUUCUCAUUGUAGGUGUAGUAUAAAGCACUAUGUAUAUAUCCAAAGUAAGUGUGAUUCCGACUGAGGGUGUAAGUUAAGGCACAUCAUUGUGUGCAUCUAAUUACCACAAUACAGCUGAGCCUACACAACAAUCACUUUUCCUUGAUGUACAAUGUAUUAUAGUGGACUCUUGACAAUUCAUAUAUGUAAUUUAGGUCAGAUUUUAUCCUGUCCUAUCGGUGCUGAUUCCUAAAUUUUAUAUUCUCCUAUAUGUAUUUAAGAAAUAACACUAGGCCAUUUAAAAUUUUGGUAACAGCACAUAGCAGAGGACCAGGGGGCUGAUAUAGGAUUCAUUUAUCUCUAUCUAUAAGAUAAAUAUUGUUACAGAUAGUAAAGUUUUAUUAAAUAGUA
Pieris brassicae (large cabbage white) is the source of this 2893-nucleotide messenger RNA. RefSeq lists its product as uncharacterized. NCBI's taxonomy places the organism in Eukaryota, Metazoa, Arthropoda, Insecta, Lepidoptera, Pieridae. The coding region runs from base 120 to 2327 and encodes 735 amino acids. The transcript has a single exon. The record is from RefSeq and is a predicted model, not a curated record.